Talaromyces proteolyticus is the source of this 4664-nucleotide messenger RNA. RefSeq lists its product as uncharacterized. The transcript is spliced from 3 exons. Gene Ontology annotation, biological process: nucleoside metabolic process. NCBI's taxonomy places the organism in Eukaryota, Fungi, Ascomycota, Eurotiomycetes, Eurotiales, Trichocomaceae. Gene Ontology annotation, molecular function: ADP binding; catalytic activity. The coding region runs from base 86 to 4294 and encodes 1402 amino acids. The record is from RefSeq and is a predicted model, not a curated record.
CAGAAUUCACGUGGAUGGCCUGACCCGUCUACUCCGCACAAGCCAGCGAGAAUUUUAGGUCCAUGGUCCUUAAAUAUGCCCGACUAUGCCGCCAACAAGUCGGGAUGAAAUCGACGUUGCUAUUAUUUGCGCACUUCCGCUAGAGGUUGAUGCCGUAGACGCACUUUUUGAUGAAUGUUACGAUAAUUUGGAAGAGACGGAUGAAAAUGAACUGCGAAACUACAAUAUUUCCACGGUAGGGAGAAUUGGACGUCAUUAUGUAGCUUUGGUGCAGCUGCCAGGGAUUGGCAAGAGUAGCGCGGCUGGCGUCACUUCAACCCUCCUGUUGAACUUCACUGCUAUUCGACUUGUUCUCUUAGUCGGGAUCUGUGGAGGAGUACCUUUUCCAUCCAAAGGAACUGAGAUGUUACUCGGAGAUAUCGUUAUCGGUGACAGUGUAGUCGAAUAUGACUUCGGCAGGCGAUACCCAGCUGGUUUCGAGAGAAAAGGUGGCGAGAAAUGUAACAAUGACCGGAAUUUGAAAAGUUUCAUUGCCAACUUGAAAACCAAAAAGAUUCGGAAUAAGCUACAGGAUGACAUUUCUUCCCACUUGAGCUACCUACACAGUGUGGAAAGCGACUGGGCAUACCCAGGUAGUUCACAAGAUAUACUCUUCGAGGCAUCCUAUAAGCACAGCCAUCGCAAAGCAGGGGGAGAUAUAUUGUCGCCUUGUACUCUGUGUGAUUCCGACGAGCAAUCCUCGGUCUGUCAAGAUGCUUCGGUUGCGGAUUGCGAUCAGCUAGGAUGUGAUGGCGAGUUGGUCCAGCGGAAUCGACUGAAAGAGAGAGGUACAGCGCCAUUUAUUCAUUUUGGCAAAAUUGCCUCUGCCGAUACGGUAAUGAAGUCUGGGGAGGACCGUGACCGAUUAGCCCAUGAUGAAGGCAUAAUUGCAUUGGAGAUGGAAGCAGCUGCAGUCUGGGAUAACCUAGAUGGGAUACCCUGCCUCGUUGUAAAAGGUGUUUCUGAUUACGCAGACAGCCAUAAAAGCAAGCAAUGGCAAAACUAUGCAGCGGCAACGGCUGCAUCAUGCGCGAAGGCCCUUCUCGAAUCAUGGAGGCCUGGUCUGAAAAGAGGGCUAAGAAAACAUUUAUCCGCCGUGGACAAAAAUAAUGAUAUCCUGCCAGUGAUAUUUAGUGUUCCUGUCUUACGGAAUCAUCGAUUCUCUGGAAGAGAAUACCAGUUGAAACAACUUGAGGAAAUGGCUAGCCUGCGAUCGUAUACUUUAGAAAACAACUAUUCCUACCCCAUCACAGCUGUGUACGGUCUAGGUGGCAUAGGAAAGACACAGUUGGCUUCAGAAUUCGUAUUUCGAUGUAAUAGAAAGGACUCUAAGACUUCAAUACUCUGGGUAUCAGCGGCUAGUCUAGACGCGAUAAAUACCGACUUCAUUUCCAUCGGCAUUAAGUUGAAGAAACUUCUUAUUGAAGAUGAGAAUCAAAAAAAAAGCCAUACUCAACGUUCUACUCUUCUAACCCUCUCUGGUGUUGAACUUGUGAAAGAAUGGAUGUCCAUCCCAGGUAACAACUGGAUUCUCGUUCUAGACAAUUAUGAUGAUAUCAGCGUCAAUGUUCAACAGUUUCUGCCAGAACAUUUACCUGACCAUAAAUUAUCUGGGAUGGUUAUCAUAACUACGCGGGAUAAACGAGUUGUUGGUCCAAUUGCAACAUCGGGCUUCGAACUGCCACAGAUGGGAUUUGACACGAGUAUACAACUGUUCCUAAGAUUACUUCAGGGUGAUGCCACUCAUGAAUGCGAAGACUAUUGGACUCAUCCAGAACACGAAACUGUUCAACGCAUUGUUCAGGAGCUACAUGGGUUUCCUUUAGCGAUUGACCAGGCUGCAGCUUUUAUUCGCGAGAAUUCUCCUACUUUUUCUGAGUAUCUCCGAUAUCUUAUGCAAGCAAGCGAUCGGGAACUUCUAUUCAGAUUCAAGCAAGUAAAUCCGACCUACCCAGAAUCUAUCAUGACAACUUGGGAGAUCUCAUUCAACUAUCUCGCAAAAAAACACCCAAGGGCAUCAGAGUUACUCCAGAUUCUAGGAUUCUUCCAUCAUAGUCGAAUAUCUGAGAAGCUUCUUCUAAACGCGAUGGUUGAACGCCAAUGGGAAUUUACCUUUCUACCGCAAAGUCUCUCAUUGGAAUCUAAUAGAUUGCCCGAAAUGCGAUGCCUAACCCCGAACGCGGGUUUCAGAGUUGCGGUUGGGGUUUUGUGUGCAUUUUCGUUGGUCAAACGCGGCUUCACUGAACAUGAGCUCACUAUUCAUCCCCUCGUACACGAAUGGAUUAGGCUUCGGCUGAAUGGGAAUCGGGCUAUGCAGGCAAGGAUGUCUCUUUGUGCAGCCCUAGCAGUCUACCAGACAUUCCCCUUCGAGCUGGUAUUCGAUAAUAUGAAUGGAAGCCGCUCGGAAGCAUUAGGAAACGCGUUAUGUAAUAUCGGCUUGAUAUCUCCUCAUACCGAGCACAUUGCCCUAAACCUUCAGGAGUACUCGGACGAGGAACCUUCUCGUCCUGAAUGCAUUGCACUAUUCCUAUCAUUGCCACUGAUUAGGCGGGCUCACCCUAGUGCAUUCCGCUCUUUCAUGAGCAAACGUGCCUUUCACAAAGUUAAUGAUUGGUUACCAUCUUAUUUAAGCCGAGCUCCAACUCAAUAUCAUCCCGUAUUCUCGCUGAUAUGGACCAUUAACAAAUGGAAUGAGCAGGAGCAUGACAGCGACAUUUGGUCGCAAAGAGCAACAACCAUACUUCGCGUGCUCAAAGCUUCGCGGGAAAAGUUGAAGGCUCCACCCAUGAUAAUGCUAAUCUUGGUACAAGUACUCGUCGGUUUCUUCCGCUUUAAGUCAUCAUGGGGUAAACAGACGAUUGCAAAGAUGAGCUCUUCUGAUACGCUCGAGAUAGGAUCGUCGCAGGCGAAUAUUACCUUGAGCAGUGUCAGUGAAGAGACCCGCAACUGUACAGUCCAACUGAUUCAUAGCUUUCGGCAUACACUCGACUUCGAAACAGAUGAUCCAGUAUUUAAAGAUGCAAUCACUUUAUAUGCUGAAAUGAGAUGUGUGUCAUAUCUGUCGAUUACUGAGUUUUGGGAACAGGCACACGGACCGUUGAUCGAUGAUCCGCUAUCAAUGAAUCUAACGCACCUCAGUCAAAAGGACAGAUCCCUUUUGGUUUCAGUUGUCUGCAUGUUACAAUGGGAGAAAUAUAAGCUCAGGAAUUUCGAGGAUGUGCGACGAGUCUAUGAAUUUGGUAUAGCUCAAGCAACCAACCGUGCAACUCUGAUAUCUAAGGGUCUCCGACAGCAAGCAAAACAGGUUUGGGUUCCGAUUAGUAACUAUAUUAGCAACAGCUGGGGUAGAAACGGUUCUGAAUUUAUGGCGGCUGCGUCAAAGAGUGCUGAAAUGGAUGAUAUCAUAUCUCCUUACUUAGAAAGAACGGCCCUCGGUGUCAUCGAAUCCAUUUCUGAUCCUCAAAGUUACUGGAUUUCAGCAACAGGACCCAAGAGUGAGCCACAUCAAAUGAAGCUCGAAGAGAGGCGAUAUGCAAUAACACUCUUCAAACUGUGGAAGACCUGUCUAGCAGAACUGCAUUCUAUGAAAAUACUUGUAUACAAUAGCCAAUCCGUUCGAGCUGGGCUAAUGCGAGUGUCAUUAAACUUGAAUGAAUGGGAUACCGUACUUCGUGUGGUCGAUGGUAUGUUUCAACUUGACACGCUUGACUCAAAAUACGGUAAAGGUGGUCGGGCAGGCGCAAAAAGGCUCUGGGAACCGAGAACUACACAUACUGAAGAAUCAUCGUCAGUCUGGGCCGAUUCAAACAGAAUGGAAGAUUCCUGGAUAAAGAACAUUGUUAUUCGUUCUCUGGAAUUGUCAAAUCGUAACGCAGUUGAAAGAUAUCUUCUUUCGUUAAACCAGAAAGGACAGGGAAAUACCUAUCAGCAUGACACUGAGGUAGUGGCAAAAUCCGAGUCCUUCGCUGUCUAUAUAUUGGGACAAUACCCCGUCACGAACGCCAUUGAUACUUUACUUUCACCUUUCACGGAUGAAGCUCUUGAGGCCAUGACUAUCGCCCUUCACAAAAGCGGGAGGAUGAAAUCAACCACCUACCACGACACGAUGACUAGAUUGGAGUACAUUAUGCUACACUCAUCGGUUCUUGUUAGGUGUUUAGGUAGACUCGCCCUGCUAGUUUCUCUGUCUUACUUUCCUCGCCCUGCUUCAUCCAUGGAUAUCAAAGGCAAUACAGCGAUUCCGGAUGAAAGGUGAGUACGCACUUUCAUGUAAAGACUCGAGGACUAGAAAUGAUAGUCCUUAAAUUUGAUCACUGGUCACUAAUUUGUGAAAAGAAACGUUGUCCUAGAUGAUCUCUAUCUUCUUGAUGGCUGCAGGGAAGGUUUCACUCUUGCCGAAGAUAUUAGCAGAAGGUUUAAGGUUCAAGGAACACGGUUGAGGUCACCCCAUGACACAUCAGCAUCAGAGAGCAACUCCGAAGAUUCAUUUGGCCAAGAUGAGGAUCAUGUAAUAUAACCCACUUACAAAUCUUGUCUGAUUCUUUUCAAUAUGCCCUACCCCAAGUGCUGGAUAGUAGGUCACAAACCAUGAUAUAUAUGCUCUCCCCAAUGUAACAUUCAAUGUC